GUAUUUGUCUUUCUCUGAUUUAUUUCACUUAGCAUAAUACACUCUAGCUCCAUCCACAUAAGACUUGUCUCUUUGGAAUCAGAACUCACAUGAAUAUGCUUUCCCUCUUCCCUUAUCCUUACCUACCUGUGGUGUGUUUUCACAGAACUCCCACCAAAGCUGGCUCAUAUGAGCUCUUCCUGGAAGUGUGCAGUCCUGAAGACAGGCCGGGCAGCCAGUGGCCUAGGGAUUUUGGAAUGAUCUCUAAUGAGUCAGGUGUUGGGGUCCCUGAGGAAAUUUUCCAGUGCAUCCUGGCUGUCUCAGCAUUUCUCAGCAGAACCCAUUGAGAAGAAGGAAGAGAACAACAUGAAGAAGAAGGAGCAGCUAAAGGAGCGCCUCAGUGCCUGGGACUGUCCUCAUGGCCCAGUUGGUUUACACAACAUUGGACAGACCUGCUGCCUUAACUCCCUGAUUCAGGUAUUAAUUAUGAAUGUGGGCUUCACCAAGAUAUUGAAGAGGAUAACAGUACCAAGGGGAACAGAAGAGCAGAGGAGAAGUGUCCCCUUCCAGUUGCUCUUGCUACUGGAGAGGAUGCAGGACAGCCGGCAGAAAGCAGUGCAACCUAUGGAGCUUGCCUACUGUCUCCAGAAGUACAAUGUUCCAAUGUUUGUCCAGCAUGAUGCUGCUCAACUCUACCUCACAGUCUGGAACCUAAUUAAGGACCAAAUCACAGAUGUGGACUUGGUAGAGAGGCUGCAGGCCCUGUAUACAAUCCAGGUGAAGGAGUCCUUGGUUUGCCUUGAAUGUACUGUGGAGAAGAGCAGAAACAGUAGCAUGUUGACCCUCCCCCUUCCUCUUUUUGAUAUGGACUCAAAACCCCUGAAAACACUGGAGGAUGCCCUUCGAUGUUUCUUCCAGCCCAGGGAGUUAUCAGGCAAAAGCAAAUGCUUCUGUGAAAAAUGUGGAAAGAAGACUUGUGGGAAACAGGUCUUGAAGCUGACCCAUUUGCCCCAGACCUUGACAAUCCACCUCUUGCGGUUCUCCAUCAGGAAUUCUCAGACAGAAAAGAUCUGCCACUCACUCGAUUUCCCCCAGAGCUUGGAUUUAAGUCAGGUCCUGAUUGAAGAAGAUCUCUGCAAUGCUGAGGAACAACUUGGAAGACAGUACGAGCUCUUUGCUGUGGUUGCCCAUGUGGGGGCAGCUGAUUUUGGUCAUUACUGUGCCUAUAUCCAGAAUUCUGUGGAUGGAAAAUGGUUCUGCUUCAACGAUUCCAGUGUUUCUUGGGUAUCCUGGGAAGACAUCCAGUGUACUUAUGGAAAUCAUAACUACCGCUGGAGAGAAACUGCUUAUCUUCUGGUUUACAUGAAGAUUGAGUCCUAAGGGAUGUUCCCUAAACCUUCAGAGACUGACAAAGUUUCAUUUUCCUUUCUAUCCCUGUAUCUGCUGACUCUUGCAAGAGAUUUUGCAGUGAGAAGAAGCCUCCUUUUCAAAUUGUGUAGUUAAACUAUAUAUAAUAAGGGGUAAUUAUCGAAAUAUCUUGAUCAGUCAGAAUAUGGCCAUAUGGCUGGGGCAGGGACCUGAGUGCUCCCCACUGUGGAAGACAUUAAUUCUUUAGUUAGGGGAGUGCGGGAGCCCAGAUGUUCCUGGGGGAGGAGAAAACAGGCCAACAAUGGUAGUGGGAGGCAUUCAGGUGGCAAGGAGCAUUGGUAGGGAAGUAUUUCAGUAUUUUACAGCAGUAUGAUGGUAUGGUAUGUACUGGCAGAAUAUGAUUUUUGUUUAUAAUUUAAAACAAUUUUAGAACCCAUAUCAGUUCUGUAAAAGUCAAGUGUUUUGUCACUGUUAUUCAUUUAUGUGACAAAUAUGUAUUGAUCACCUACUCUCCAUAAGAUAGUGUGGUAGGCACCAUCAUGAAUAAAGUUCUUUUUCUCAAAA
Messenger RNA from Leptonychotes weddellii (Weddell seal), 1911 nucleotides. The record is from RefSeq and is a predicted model, not a curated record. Lineage: Eukaryota; Metazoa; Chordata; Mammalia; Carnivora; Phocidae.